Haemonchus placei is the source of this 414-nucleotide messenger RNA. Lineage: Eukaryota; Metazoa; Nematoda; Chromadorea; Rhabditida; Trichostrongylidae. The record is from the annotation of a GenBank genome assembly.
CUUUACAAAUGUACUACUAUUGUAAACAGUCGACUUUCAGUAUGCUGGUCGAUCACCGCUUCUGAUGUCUAUAAACGAUUACUUGAACGAGAAAGGAAUGUUGAGGACACCUUCGCGUUCAAUUUCGUUCGACCUAUUGGAUCGGUAGCCGGCGAAUUGAUAUGGCCACGAAGCUACGAUUCAUCGAACGAGUUGACAUUCGACGAAAACGGAGCCGCUUUCCCGCUACAUGAACGUCCAACACUCUCCAAAAUCCUACGGCUGGUGUGCAAUUGCGGGAACAGAUAUGAUCAUAGGGAUCUUACUUCUACCGAGCUCCCACUUGAAUUACCCAAGGCCUUUCAUGCUCAAAAAACGACUUUUUGUGAAUCUGCCGAUUUUAAACGGCUCAUAAGCCUAUCCCGGAGAGAAUAG